Messenger RNA from Polypterus senegalus (gray bichir), 1227 nucleotides. RefSeq names its product alpha-tectorin-like. Gene Ontology annotation, biological process: neutrophil migration. Gene Ontology annotation, cellular component: cell surface; apical plasma membrane. The transcript has 9 exons. The record is from RefSeq and is a predicted model, not a curated record. The coding region runs from base 33 to 1211 and encodes 392 amino acids. Lineage: Eukaryota; Metazoa; Chordata; Cladistia; Polypteriformes; Polypteridae.
UAAAAAAUAAUAACAAUUAUUAAAAUAAAAAAAUGAGGAAAACGGUGUCCAUUGUUGGAAUUCUCCUGCUUGUUGCCGUCCUUCACUACACAUACACCUGUGAUCCGGAGUUCUGCAAAGACCCUGGAACGUGUCGGAUGGAGAAUGAUGGCAACUGCACUUGUUUAGGAGGAUUCAUGGGUGACAAGUGUCAGGACCUCAUAAUGAAAGUUAUUUGUGACACAAGCUUCAUGAAGGUGAUGGUGAUUAAAGAGUUUUUUCAGCACCACAAUGUUUCCCUGAACUCAUUGAGUCUAAACAACCCUUCAUGCCUCCUUUAUGAGGAAAAACAAUGGCAUGUACAUUACUAUGCUGCAAUCCUCACAGGCACUAACUAUACAUCAUGUGGUGGUACAGAUCCAGAGAAUAAUGGGACUCAUGUUACCUUUUCAAAUAAAGUGAUUUCCAGGUACGACCAAAUUGGUGAAAAAAUUAUAAGGGAUUACCACUUAGAAGUGAUCUUCAAAUGUGUUUACCAGCUUCAGCAGCUGGUUAGCCUUAAAUUUCCCAUCCAUCCUUCUGUCAGAGAAGCAGUUCUGCGAGUACAUCAUCAAGAAGUAUUAAUUGUAAUGGAAGCCUUUAAGGACCACAAAUAUAAAGAAAUGUACUCAAAAUCUUUUUCUUUGAAGCUUCGGGAGAGAGUUAAUAUACAAGUUCGAAUGGUGAAUGUAGAUGCUUUCUUAAUGCUCACUGUGCUUGAGUGUUGGGCAACGCAAACCAUGAACUACAAAGGCCUCAAUCACACGCUUAUUCUUCAUGGGUGCCCAGAAGACUCCACAACAAAAUUUGACAGUAAGAAUGGAGCUCAUAUUUAUUUUCGAUUUAGCUUUGCAAUGUUCCGGUUUGUUCCACAUCCCCAUGAGCUUUAUUUGCAUUGUAAGGUGCAACUGUGUCUGAAGGAUGACACCAUUGAUUGCAUACCGAACUGCGAUAGAAGCAAACGGCAGUCAAGGGAGAUCAAGGCUGAAGCUGAAGGGAUGCUCUCUUAUGGUCCAAUUAGAAUUGAAGCUUCUGAAGAAAGAUCAAGUUUACUAUUAUCGGCUGCCCUUCCAGUCAUUGCCUCUGUCCUGGUGGCCGGUUUCCUACUUGUACUGAUCGCCAUUGCAAAAGCCGCCAUCAAAAGGGAGUCCCAGCUGGUUGCAAAUGCAAAAUAUUUCAGAAGUGGGUCCUGAAGUAAAAUAAAAUAAA